This is a messenger RNA of Aphanomyces astaci, 698 nucleotides long. RefSeq lists its product as hypothetical. Bases 11 to 631 code for a protein of 206 amino acids. The record is from RefSeq and is a predicted model, not a curated record. The transcript is spliced from 3 exons. NCBI's taxonomy places the organism in Eukaryota, Oomycota, Saprolegniomycetes, Saprolegniales, Verrucalvaceae.
UGACAGAACGAUGGUGUCGUGGGCGGAAAUCGGUAUCGUGAUCGUGGCAGGCGGAUACCUCAUCGGUCGAAAGGAGCUACCUCGCAUGGCCAAGAUGGGUGGAAGGUAUGUCGGUCGGACCGUCGGAGCGGUCCUGCGUGCGAAGAACGAGUACUUUGAAGCAACCAAGAACAGCGAUUUGGUCAAGAUGCAAUCCGAGCUGCAGAAGGGAUUGGACGAACUGAAUCAAAUCCGAUCGGAAAUGACGACCAUCAGCAGCAUGAAACGACCCUAUCGACCCGUGUCGACCCCGGCGAAUCGCCCGCCAGCGACUGCCUCGCCCUUGGUGGCAGCCUCGGACGCUGCCGCCGCACUCUCCAGCACAUACACCCCUCCUGCAUCAUCCCCUUCCUCCAUCUCAAGCCCAUCGUCCAUCCAAGCGGCCACGAUUUCCCAGGACUACCUCGCCCACCAGUCGUUCGAGGACUUGAUCCAAUCGGCAGAAGACCAAGAGCAAGCGCGGCUGGCCAUGGCGGAGAUCAACAUGGCCCACGAACAAAAGUUUGCCUCUCGCAUCGAAAGUGUCGAAGGUGGCGCCGAUUACGUGGCAUCCAGCCUGAUGGACAGCAUUUUGCUGCAACGACGAGUCUAACAUACAGUAACUACACGAAACUUCAAUGUACCGUUCACUUAUUACACAAAGAAAGAAACUAAAGCCC